CUCUCAGACGGGCGGCAGCGGCGGUGGCGAGCUGCGCACCGAAAGGGCGCCCACCUCCCCAGGCGAGCUGCAGCACGACCAUUUUUCACGGGCGGCUGGGGUCUGCGCUGCAGCUGCCGCCGCGCUCCGGCCCAGGCUGCCGCGAGAGGGGGCGGCGGCGGCGGCGGCGGCGGCGGCGGCGGCCCCGGCCGCGGCCGGCCUGCGGCGCCCCCCGGCUGCGCCCCCGCGCGUAGCUCGCGGCCCAGGCCAUGGGGCUGGGCGGAUCCGGGGCUCGGCUGAGCUGAGGCGGCGGCGCCUGGCAGUGCGCCCUGCUGGCAGGCGCCUGGCUCUCACGAUGAUGAAGAAGAAGAAGUUUAAGUUUAAGGUGGACUUCGAGCUCGAGGAGCUCUCCUCGGUGCCCUUCGUCAAUGGGGUCCUCUUCUGCAAGAUGCGGCUGCUGGACGGCGGCAGCUUCACCGCCGAGUCCUCCAGGGAGGUGGUACAAGCAAACUGUGUUCACUGGAGAAAGAAGUUCUCGUUUAUGUGCAAAAUGAGUGCAAGUGCUGCCACAGGCAUCCUAGAUCCUUGUAUCUACAGAGUAUCAGUGAGGAAGGAAUUAAAAGGUGGAAAAGCUUAUGCAAAGCUGGGCUUUGCAGAUCUAAACCUGGCAGAGUUUGCUGGAUCAGGAAAUACCACUCGCCGCUGUUUACUGGAAGGCUAUGAUACCAAAAAUACAAGACAGGAUAAUUCCAUUCUUAAAGUUUUGAUCAGUAUGCAACUGAUGUCUGGUGACCCAUGUUUUAAAACGCCUCCCUCCACAUCAAUGUCUAUACCAAUUGCCGGUGAAUCUGAAUCUUUGCAAGAAGAUAGAAAAGGUGGAGAGACUCUCAAAGUGCAUCUUGGAAUAGCAGAUCUUUCAGCAAAGAGUGCCUCUGUUCCAGAUGAACUUGGUGCCUGUGGACAUUCUAGAACAUCAAGCUAUGCAAGCCAGCAGUCAAAAGUAUCAGGGUAUAGCACGUGUCACUCCCGGUCAUCUAGUUUCUCUGAGCUCUGCCACAGGAGAAAUACCUCAGUGGGAAGCACAUCAACAGGAGUUGAAAGUAUUCUAGAGCCAUGUGAUGAAAUUGAGCAGAAAAUCCCUGAGCCAAAUCUUGAUGCAGCUGAUAAAGAAGAGACAGCUUUGGAAAAACUCAACAGAUGCCCAGUGAAACAAGAUUCUGUAGAAUCUCAGCUGAAGCGAGUUGAUGACACCAGGGUGGAUGCAGAUGAUAUUGUGGAGAAAAUAUUACAAAGUCAAGACUUCAGCCUAGAUUCCAGUGCAGAAGAAGAAGGACUAAGGUUAUUUGUGGGUCCUGGGGGAAGUACAACCUUCGGCAGUCAUCAUCUUCCAAAUAGGGUGGGGUCUGGAGCCUAUGAACAAGUUGUGAUCAAACGCUAGAAGUCAAGCCAGUGAAAACAUUUUCCUGUGGAUUUAAGAUGUAAGUAGUUGAUGUAUCAAGGCAUUUUAUUCAAGCACUUAAUAGAAAAUGAACCUCAGCUCUCAAGAGGAAAGCCACUGCUGAUUUCUUCUCUGAAAGGACCCACCGCCAUCCUGUACCAGCCACCAAAGGGGAACAUUUGCAUGGCAGUCUCCAGGCACUGUGCUGCUGUGUGUGCCUUGGAAGCACCAGGCUUCUGUGGUCACUGCACUUGAUAAUGAAAAGCCUGCUUUUUCUUUCAGAACACCCCAGUGGAGAAAACAGCAUUAUACACAUCAAAGUAUAAUUUUAAGAUUCAAAUGUAAAAAUCUGUGAUAAAGGUGCUCAAUAGAUUUGGGCUUAUUUGGGUUUUUUUAGUUUUAUGUUUGAGACACAGUACAUGAAUAUAACUUAAACCCUAUAGAUUUUUGUCAAGAUGGUUAUAAUCCCUGUUCAGGAAAUUUUCCCUAUUAUACUACCUACAGCAUUGUAUAAAGCGUGGGUGUUCAUGCUUUGGGAAAAUGUUAGACUACAAUUUAAACAUGUAAAGUGCUUAUUCAUAAUUCUAAAUGUACCUGUCAUAAAUGAAAUGAUAAGUGCAUUUAAGUCUGAGACGUGAACGGAUGUAAUGCCAUUAUUAUUGUCAGUUGUCAUUAAUAUUAGAUGAGCUGCAGAACCAUCCCCCAAGCACUACAUAAAAGAUUCAAAAUAAGUUUAACAUUCACUGUGUUGGGCUACCAUAGGCACCCUAACAGAAGAGCUAUCUUAACUCACUGACAUUUAAGAUCUGCUGGUUUCAGGAGUCAAAAUAUAGAAAAAGAGGAAAAUUGUGAUAUGGUCAGAAACAGGGAAGGCUUUUCUAUGUAAAUUCAGACUUACCUGAGGCUGACAGUUUUCCGAAGUGGUGGUGGGUAGCAGUGUGACAGCUGCCUGCCGUGACUGAUGCGGACUGGCAGGUUUCCAUUUCGUAGGUACUGUUUUCUUCUCUACUGCGUCAAAACUGAGUUGUUUUCAGGCAAGAGUAGAAUAUAACAUACAUCAAAUAUAGCUUUUAAAAUAAGAAUACCUGGUCUGGAUCCAGUUGAGCAGCACAGCAGAUAAACUUUAGAGUUUUUCUGUUCUUACAUGACAGUUUCCAUGUGGAAAGAUCUAAACUUUUCUUGGAAUCAUUAUUAGUGAAGAAAAAUAUAUAUUCUGUAUAACCAGUAAUUCCCCAAUUCUUACUUUCAAAAUCAUAUACAAGGAAGAUAAUAUGUCAGAAUAGAAUGACUUUGGUCUGGGUGUUUUCACAUUGUCAAAAUAAGGCGGAAAUUAUAUUAUUUUAAUAUACAAAUUUAGAGGCUUGGAAAAUUUUGAAUAAUCUUAGGACCUUUGUUGCUGUUUUUUAUAUUUCAAGGAUUGGGUAUUCUGCAUUAAUCCAAUACAAUUAUAUAUAUAUAUAUAUAUAUAUAUAUAUAUAUAUAUAUAUAUAAUUGCGUUUUAGGUUGGGGGGUACAUGUGAAGAACAUGCAGGAUUGUUGCAUGGUACAUACAUGGCACUGUGGUUUGCUGCCUUCCUCCCAUCACCUCUAUCUGGCAUUUAACAAAGAGAUUCUGGAAAUUUUUAAAAGAUGAUACCCUGUUUUAUAUUUUGAAUGUAGAGAGACUCUGAGAGAGACGGUUUUCUGAAUGAUUAUACUUUUUAUUUUUUAAGAAUUAUUUUUAAGAAUAAAACAUUGACCUGAACAUUUUAGCCUAACCAAGGGACUUCAGUAGUAAAGACUUGCUUUCUGCCCUCAGGUGAACUAAUCCGUUCAUUAUAUAUUAUGGGAAAAAUCAAAGAAAGUUUUUUAUAGAGCUAUGAAGAUAUUAUUUAGAGAGAUAUUUAUGACAUUUCUUAGAACAUAUUUUUCUAUUUUCAGAAUAUUAUUUCUAGGCUAUAUUUUUAUUGGUGCUGUGCAAAUGAUUUUGCUGUUUUGAAAAUGAUAAAACUAGAUUGUAAGUGGGGUUCAGUGAGGACAUUCAUCAGACAUAUAAGAGGUGCUAUAAUCAGGGCGAUGCCCGUCUUACUCACCCUUGGCUGCGCUUGGUCCAACACCUCUCUAUACAAGACUGCUUCUCAGUAUUUAAAACGGUACAGAAUUCUUUUUUAAAAGUAGAGAGAUUUUUGAAAAGCUUAAAAUCAUGCCUUUAUAAUCUUAGCAGCCAUCAGAUAUAUCUUGAUUUAUGUAGUAGUAAAUAUAACAAAUAUUUUAGUAAAUAGAAACAUUUAUUAGGAAGAAAAAGGAACUAAUGUCUGUGUCUUCUGUAGUCAGUGAAAGUCUGGAUUCAUUUCAUCCUAUUUUCUGUUCCAUUGGCACACUUUGUAUUUAGAUUUCAGGGCAGUCCUUUCAAAAUACUCACUAAGGAUUGCCUAAGUGUCUGCCUGUUUUCUAAUUUUCCUUUUCUUGGAGCAUGUAUUGUUAACAUCUUAACCAUGUAGCUGUUGAAAAAAUCUGUUUAUUAAAUACCAAGUCCACUUCUUUUUAUGUUUUGAGUUUAGAAAAUUUGACUUGAAAAUUUAGAUUCUUAAUAUUGAUUUUUAAAUAUUAAAGUCAAAUUUCAGAUCACCUAGUGUUGGAGAAUUUGCAGAUGUAUACAAUACUUUUUCUAAUUCUAUCCUAGAGAAUUAGACAGACUCCACUCCACCAUCUCCACCACUCCACCAUCUCAUUCCAGCAUGACACUAUCAAAAUAAUGGUCUAACUCUAGAUGCUUUUUUUCUUUUUUAAUUUUUUUUUUUUCCUUUUUUAAGAGAGACAGGGUCUUGCUGGGUCACCUGGGCUGGAGUGCAGUGGCUCAAUCAUUGCUCACUACAGCCUCCAACUCCCAGGCUCAAACAAUCCUCCCACCUUGGCCUCCCAAAGUGCUGGGAUUACAAGCAUGAGCCACUGUGCCCAGCCUGGUUUCUUUUGUAUUUGCUUUUUUACUAAACUGUGAGCCACAGUGAUUAAACACUUAGCUAAUUUGUUGCUAGAAGAGAGAAAAAAAAUCUCCAACUAGCCUCCAGACAAAACAUACUCAAAGUCAAACGGCAGUUUUAAUAAAUUAAAACAUACAGAAGUAAUUUUAGUCUUUCAGAUUUCCAUGCCAACUAGAAUACUUUGCAAGCUGAAGCUGACAUUAUUAUUAAAUACUUCAUUUAAGUACAUACUCGGAAGUGUCAGGCUCCCUAUAGCAACACUCUGAGAGACAGACUGGGCUCAUAUGAUGGUGUUGCAUUUUAUUUUCUUAACAGGUCUUUAAAUUGGGCAGUUCUGAAAUUAUGUUUUGUCAGUUCUAGAUGGUACAUCAUGUGAAUACAAUCAAGUACUGUAGCUGAAAUUGUGUUAUGCCACUACUCAUAUGUUGUCUUAGGUACUAUGCAUAAUGUUAACAGCUGAGAUGUUAAAGAAUUUGAAGUUUAAAAUAUAAAAGAUGAAUAUACCAAUAUUAAUCCUAUGUUAAGAUGCUCUGGAAAUAAAGGCCUUAUUCCCUUACAUAUGCGAUUUUUGUAAGAUAAUGUAUACACAGUGUAUUUUAAAUGUUUGUGUGGGUGGUCUGUGUAGUUACUCCCCUUACAACAAAGCUGACAACAUUUUUAAUUUACAUAGACAAUGUAUUCUGCAUUUUCAAAUGUUGAUCUUAUAUAUAUAGCAAAGAAAUUAUCUUACUGAUAUGCAUUGACCAAAUCCCAUAGAGGAAAGACAUUUAGUUACAUCUCAUCUGGGGCUCCUCUUUGUCUCAUGUGUUUGAUUUUUUGGAAAGUGAUACAGUGUGUGGGUAACCAUGCAAAUGUUUAUGAGUAACUUUAUUGAAGUGACUCCAUCAAUAUUGUUCUAAUACUUGGAGAAUGACCUUCAUAUUUAUAUAUUUCUUUGUUUCAACUAUGCAGUCAUAAUCCAGGAAAUGUUUCCUUUUUUUUUUUUUUACAAAAACUAAUUUUUUAUUUGUAAAAUGUUUGUAAUAAUGUAAAGGUGAACAUGUUCAAUAAAAAUCAUAUGUUAAAAGUUUA
This is a messenger RNA of Callithrix jacchus (white-tufted-ear marmoset), 5448 nucleotides long. It is a transcript of the gene EEIG2, whose product is annotated as EEIG family member 2. The record is from RefSeq and is a predicted model, not a curated record. Lineage: Eukaryota; Metazoa; Chordata; Mammalia; Primates; Cebidae.